AUGGGCACGAGUGGCUUUCCACUGUGCCUGCCGGCCACCGAGGUCCUCAUCAACCCCAUGGAGUUCAACUCUGACUUUGUGGAGUGGAUGAUCCCCAAAGUGGAAUGGGCGGCAUUUGUGCAGGCAGUGGACACCUUAAACUUGGCCAAGGUACCCAAAGAGCUGGCUGAAGGCUAUGAGCACAACAAAACGUUUUUGAGGAAGAUGUACCACAUGUUGCUUGAGGUUGAUGUAUUGGAGGGCACCCUGCAAUGCCCAGAAUCUGGUCGUUCUUUCCCCAUCAGCCAAAGCUCCCCAAUACACUGUUGA
Molecule: messenger RNA, 309 nt
Organism: Arvicanthis niloticus (Nile rat)
Lineage: Eukaryota; Metazoa; Chordata; Mammalia; Rodentia; Muridae
Source: RefSeq, a predicted model, not a curated record